AUGACCUCACCACUGGAAGCAGUCCUUGGACUCCGUGUCAAAAUUGUUACAAUUCUUGACAGCACUGUCACUGGCAAGGUUUACUCAUUUUGUCCCAUAACCAACACGAUAAGCUUGGCAGAGGAUGGUAAUCAUCAUGCCAAGAAGUCUACAUCACAAGUGCCCAACGGAACCUCUAGUCAUAAUGCAGGUGUGAACUACCGGAUAAUUAAGACUUCAUUUAUAAAAGAUAUUGUUGUCUUGGAUAAACCCAAAAAGCAGCAGCAACAACAGCAGCAACAGCCUGGAUAUGGGUUUACCCAUGCCAGCCCUGCUAUUGGACAUGUCAAUGUCGGUUCUUUAGCUGAAAGGGAAAGCCAAGGUGUAAAAAAGGCCCAGCAUGAAGCUUUGGUCAAUGGAGUAGGUGUUACUCCUCUUGGCCAGCACAUCUUCAAUACCCUCUACAAAACACUGCCAACGAGAUGGCAUGAUAAGUCCAUAAUUGUGCUCAAUGAGGUUCGAGUUGACCCUCCCUAUACCGCCGAGUCGUGUCUUGCUGAUACGAACUCAUCGGCAUUGGAGCUUGUAAAAAAGAUCGUUGGCGGAGCCCAUGAAAAGAUGGCUUUGCCAAAGGGCGGCUAA
Molecule: messenger RNA, 621 nt
Organism: Sugiyamaella lignohabitans
Lineage: Eukaryota; Fungi; Ascomycota; Dipodascomycetes; Dipodascales; Trichomonascaceae
Gene: LSM12
Product: Lsm12p
Exons: 1
Coding region: 1-621 (206 amino acids)
Source: RefSeq, a predicted model, not a curated record